Trichobilharzia regenti is the source of this 3184-nucleotide messenger RNA. The record is from the annotation of a GenBank genome assembly. Lineage: Eukaryota; Metazoa; Platyhelminthes; Trematoda; Strigeidida; Schistosomatidae.
AUGGAAUUGUUAACAGAACGCUACUUUCAAAAACCACUAAGAUUAAGUCAUAGUACAUCAAAUCUACCAGAUAUUCUGAAGUCAACCAACUCAAGAUAUUCAGAAAGAUUUGAUGAUCUUACAGAAGGAAGUUUUCCAGCUUUGUAUACACAUAGAAGUGUAAAAUCAUUUGCGCCAUGGCGUCCUAAAUCGCAUUUUUCACCUGAUCGGUUAACUUAUAAUGGUAUUCAAUCGGCAAGAAUUGGUCCAAUAGUCAAUGUGAUGGGUGAAACUUCAAGACUACAUGAAUUAGAAGGCCUUAAAAUACCGUCUAUUUAUUCAGCUGCACGUAAUGCCUUAUACACAAGAUAUACACCAGCUGAUUGGAAUAAGGGUAAUGCUUUACAGCUGACAAGUUCUGAACAAGCAAGAAAGAGAGCUGAGCAUAUACGAGAGUAUGGAACACGUCUGGGUAUUGAAUCAGAAGAUAGAGUUAGACGUGCCCAGCAAGAAGUUAGCAAGUUACUUGGUCAAAGAAUUAAUGAUAUCAAUUAUAUGAAACAUGAAUUACACAAUGAAAUAGAUGCACUUGUCAAUGAAAUGAAUAAAUUAAUUGAAGCAAAAAGAAUUGCUGAAAAAGCUUUUGCUGAAAUAGAAAAUCCAUUGCAUAUUACACAAGAAUGUUUAUAUCAUCGAGAGAAACGUCAGUCGACGGAUCUUGUACAUGAUCAACCAGAAAUAGCACUUUUAAAGGAGAUUGACGCCAUCAAAAGUUGUCAAGAUCAAAUAAAAAGUGUUAUCAACCGGGCAACAGCUCAAAUUGGACUGUGUAGGGCUGUUCAACAUGAACUGGAGCAGGAUAGUUCAGACAAAUUUAAAGCAUUACAACUGGAUCAGUUAGCACAUCAACUACGGAAUUCAUCUGCUAAUAUUUCAAUGUAUGGUGAUAUUGAGAAAUUCGAAAAAUGGAUGAGUGUACCAGAAAAAUGGGUUGAACAUACAAGUGCUAAUUUAAAACGUUCUCAAGCUGAACGUGCAACAAGCCAAUCAAUACGCGAAGAAAUAGAACAUUGUUUAGGCUCGGUAUUUAGUAGAAUACGUGAUAUAUGGUCUUCAACUAAUGCAAGUUUAUCACAACGUGUGCAAGAAAUUUUGGAUGCUAAGAAUAGAGUACAAAUUCAGUUGGAUAAAGUCAAUCAAGAAUUAUUUGAUGUUGAAAAGAAUAUGGAAUAUUUGAAAAAAUGUAUCUCUGAUAAACAAGCACCUCUAAAAGUGGCUAGAACACGAUUAGAAUUGCGCAAUAGACGUCCAAAUAUUGAAUUAUGUCAUGAUGAUCCACACGGAAGAUUACUGCGUGAAAUAGCUGAGUUACAAGAAUCUGUUGAUCAACUUGUCAAUCAAUUAACCGACAUACAAUCAGCUCAUCAAGAAUUAUUACGUAUAAAAAGUCAUCUAGAAUUAGAUUUAUCAGUUAAAACAAACAGUUUGUACAUUGAUCGUGAAAAGUGUUUAGGCUUGCGUAAAACAUUUCCAAUGAAUCCUACACUGAUAUCACCAACGUAACAACGUCUUCUUGUUCUUCCCGCUCGUCUUCGUCUCUUUUUUCUCAUGUUAUCGUAUUCAAUCCAGAUCAAUCAUACACACUGCAUGCAAAGAUAUGAAGUCAAACGGAAUUAAUUAUAUUUCAAAUAGUAGUAGUAAGAGUGUAGACAACAUAGUAGAUAACAGAAUUUAAAAAAAAAACAUUUAGAGACAACUAACUCUAUAGAUGUUUUCUUUUUAUGAUUAUAGCGACAUUUUUUCGUUAUUUUCUUCUACUACUUAAAAACACCAUCAGUAGUAGAGAUGAAUAACUCACAAUAUUCUUCUGACCAUUCCUUUAUUUAUAUGAAGUAAACAUUGGAUGUGAUCAAGUUACGCAAAUAAUUGUGUGAUCAUGGUGUCCCACUUCAUCUUUGUUGUUUAAACUACCACCUAUUUAUUUGUCUCUACUUUUCUAAUACUAUGUUAUUCUGUAUUUCAUGAGACAGAAACUGAGGAAGGGAGGAAGGGAGAUGGAGUGCCUUAAUCCUGAUAGGUAUUCAUUUGACUCCAACACACACACACAGGGAGUUUUCAAUUCAUUUGUGUGUGACGUUAGAUCGAUUAUUAAGCAAAAAAGCAACACAGCUGUGAAAUGUAAUUGAUAAGAAAAUUCAAUAAAGAAGAGGAGGAGAAAGAAGGUUAUUCAUCACUCGUAAUCAUCAAACUGUUAACUGUCUCCCACUACACAGAACUGCGGAUAAUUUUGGGAUAACCCUUUUCUGUCUUCUAAUUUGCUUUAAUUUCAUCCUCUCAUUGUGUGGGUGGGUGAUUCCCCUCCAUCUUUACACAUGUUAGUGAACACAACAUUUUCCUAUUUCCCUACUUGAUCAAGGGUAUUUACAUAUCUUUCAGGGUUUAUGUGUGUGAAUGUGUGUAUUUCUUUUGAACACUAUCAAUAUUCAUAUUAUACUACUAAUAAUAACGUUAUUACUACUAUAUUUAGUUAUUUUUUAAAUUUUCUAAUAUCUCUAAACGUAUACUCAAUCGGCACCGGCAAAACUGUGAUAACUGUACAAAGAUUUUCGUAUAUUAUAAUAAUAAUAAUAAUUUAUGUGUUAUUCAUUGUUAUUGACUAAUAAUAUGUUUGUUAUUAGUUAAAUUAGUUAAAUUAUGUCUAUUUGUUGUUAUAAUUAUUAGCAUCAUUAUAAAAUCCUAACUAUAUUAUAUGUUAAUCGUAAUAAACAAGUUGUUUUGACACACUCCCCUGUCCUCUCUCCAGUUUCGUGUCUCACUGUCCUCUUCCUUGUUUUUAUCAUGCUUCUUGCUGACCUAUGCUGACCUUUCAAAUGGCAAUUUUUGCUCAUUUCUCCUUAUAACUGAAAGACCAAAUAUUUACUCAGACGAAAUGUCUUUCUUUCUGGCUUAUAGCGCAUUGGAGCACUUCUGUCUGCUCGCGUUCAAAUAGUGGUGAUAAUAAUAGUAAUAACAGGAAUAACAAUAGCUUGCUUGUGUUAGACAAAAAAAGACAAACAAUUUUUCAUGAGUAUUAAACUUAAUAAUAUUACACAUAUAUUUUUUGUUAUUUUUUAUCAAAGCUGACCAAACAGUUGGCUUUUUCAUGACUUCAUUUAUAUUUUUAGUAAGUUAAUAGUCAAUUAAAUAAAUAAACGUAUGAAUAAAA